CUGAGCCCUGUUGUCAUAGCAACUUCCUAGACACUGUCUGCCCCUUAAGUCAGGGAGGGGCUGUGAGGGGGGUUAGGGGAGCAGAUGGAGAGAAGGAGUCUGUGGACCCUUGGGUAUCCCUGGAAACCCCUCUGUUCCUAAAAUCCUGGGCUAGGGAACCUGAGAAAGAAGAACAGAGAGAAAUGGUCUGUUUCAGACCAAAGCAAAUGGUCUAUCUGGAGUUUGGCUCCCGCUCAGACAUGGGUACAGUAGAGCUUGGUACCCUGACUCCUGCCUGGAGACAGUGUCGGGGCUCCCCCUUGAACUGGGAAUAUAGUGCAGUGCACUCUUGCCUGCUGCUGUGACCCCACAUCUGAAUCCAAGGUGAUUUCCAUGUCUUGCUGUGGGUCUGGCUUUCCUAGAGCUGUCUGGAGUUUUCACAGCACAUCAGAUCCAGAGAGUGGAGGCCAAUGGCACCCUUCCCUUCCAAAUGAGGGAAGUGGGCAGGGCUGCAGGCUCCACGGCUAGCAGCUGCUAGGCUACCCGCCUUAUCCACUUCCUGUUGGCAGCAGGGGUCCAUGGGUGCCAGGCAGCCCCAGGAAGGCUGCUGCAGACCUUUCAGCUUUUGGGAGCCUGGAAAGAAGGAAGAUGACGCUUAAAGCUACCAUCCCCUCCCCCACUCAAGUUUAGCCAUUCAUUUCCGGUUUGGACUUUCAUGGCUGAGAACAGAGCCAAGCGCAGGGCAAGGUUUGACAGAGGCCAAGGACAACCCAGGACACCGUUCCCCUCUCCCCUGCAGAGGAACAAGACAGAACCAGAUGUGUCCAUUUUUCUCAGGGGUAACAGGAUUUGGGGGCUCUGUGUUGAGAGAAAACUCAGAGGAGCAGAUAAAGUGUUUUUACUGUUCUCCACCCUGGCCUUCCUUCACAGCUGUUCUUUCAGCUAAUUAACAAGCUCUGCGCUUUCUUAAACCUCUGGAGAGCAGGUGCCUGUUUGCAUGGGCCUGGGCCUUAACUCCUUCACCUCUGCCGGUGGGCAGUACUCUGGGUGCAUGAACCUCGUGUAGACUGUUCCACUGGGAAGACAUUCUGGGAGCUACGGGCAUCCUUGGCAGGGCAGGCCAACCAGAGGGACACCCUCUAGAGAAUCUUCCUACCUCCCACUGCCAAGGAGAGCAUCUGCAGACCUUGGCUAGUCUGGAGCAGGUGCCUUUAAAUGCUUCCGUGGCAACCAACUCCUUCCCCAACCCCCAGACCUCUUGGUAAAGAGGCACUUGUUACUCCAGCAAAGAGGAGAUUGCAGAUAGAACCCAGGGCUGCCUGGGAUGGACCUGGGGUCUGGAAGUAGUGAGUGUGAGGACGAUGUCACCUUCCAGCUGUGGCUACAACUGUUCCUCUGGGCCCAUCUGGCUGUCCGUUUCCUGGGUUACCUGCGCUGCACUUUCUGGGGACUAAAGCCUCAGUCAGCACCCUGAAUCCUGGCUGGGAACUGAUGGGCCCCAGUUUGCCCCAUGAUACCUAACCCCCAUGCCAUACUCUGCUGGGAGAGGCAGGCAGCAGGUGAGUGGGGGGGUUCCUGGUUUAGGUCUUGUUGUCCACCACCACCUCCUUCGCAUGUCCUGUUUUUUGAGAGGCCUGUCUUGUGCUUGACAUCCUUCUGUCUUAGCCUCCUUCUGGGAUGACAGCCCUGUAUUCAUUUGUGGUGUUGUGCUGGAAUGGAACUAGGCCUUGUGCAUCCUGGCAAGUGCUCUACCACUGAGCUCAGCUCCAGCCCCAUUCUCUCAAUACGGGUUCUUGCUAUAUAUCCUAGGUUGGCCUUGAACUGCCUUCGAUGUUGAUACUCUAAGUCUGUGCCAUCACUGUAACUUCGUUCCCCAUGGUACUGUCCCCCUGACCCCAAAUGUCUAGGUAUAUUGGUCCAUUUGCAUCCAUCCCCAUACUAACAGGCCUGAGUUGGGAGGACUGCUCUGAGUUCAAGGAAAGCCUGGGCUAUUUAGUGAGUCCCAUAUUAUACUAGGCUACAGUGUAAGAUCCUCUCAGAAAACCAAGAGAGGGCUUGAUGUAGAUGUGGUAGUACCUGCCUUUAAUCCUAGCCCUCGAGAGACAGGCAGAGGCAAAUAGGUCUCUGUGAGUUUGAAGCUAAUCUGGACUCACCACAUUGAGUUCCAGGACAGCUAGAGCUAUGUAGAGAAAGACCCUGUCUCAAAAGAAAAUAAAAAUCAAGAGAAACUAUUAAUCAUACUUCUCUAAGGGAACAGAACUGAUAGAGUGAGUAUUUAUAUAUGGGAUUUAUUAGAGUGGCUUAUAGUCUGUGGUUGGGGCAGUUCAGUCCCAAGAGUGGAUAUGUCAGCAGUCCCAAACUAGUGCUGGGGUUCUGGAAGAUUCCUGGACAGCUGGUGGUUUUCAGUCUGCACUGGAUACUGAAUCCUGAAGAAGUAGGUUUAGCACGAGCGAAGGAAUGCUUCUGCAGCAGGACAGACUAGUGCUAGUGCCAGUGCGAGUGAGGGCAAGUAGGCAAAGGGCAAAGUUGCCUUCUUCCAUGGCCUUUUAUGUGGGCUGUCACCAGGGGGUAUGGCCCAGAUUUAGGGCUGGUCUUCCCAUCUCAAAUAAUCCAAUUGAGAAAACCCCUCACCAGUAUGCCUGACUGCUGGGGUUUUAGCUGAUUCCAGAUAUAGUUAAGUUGCCGGCUAAGAUUGACCAUUAGAAAGAACGGCUGGCAUUUCUAUACCACAAACCUGGCACCAGGGCACCAGACCACUGCCCCAGCUCCUUUGCCAAUGUGGAAUUAGGACUCGUCCCACCAGCACCCUACAAAGUCGUCAUGGUUUUAUCCCCAUUUGCUCCUGGAGAAAACAGACCUAGAGAGAUGAGUUGUCCCAAGACAUACAGCUGGCCAGCAUCCAGACAGAGACUCUGAGUUCCCACCCUGAAGUCCUGACCCCAGCUGCCUCUAUAGCCACACACAACAGUGAACUGUCUUCAGGCCUUAUUUUUCUGAGUUAUUAAGUGGUUAAAACAGAUGUAAAGAAGGUGGUCAAACAAAUCAAAUAAGAGAAUGAAAUGGGUGCCCCAGCCAGUCACCAGGGACAGCUUCUACAUUAGGAGCUGAGAUGCUGGCCUCAGAAUGCUGUAGGCGCCUGGGAGGAGUGUGCCUGAAGGGAAGCACCCAGUGAAGCAGCUCAGGCGAGGAUUCUCCCCUCAGCACAGGCAGGCACAGAGCCAGCAAAGGCCAAGGUGACAGCUGAGCCCACCAAGGGCACCUGCUACACUAGCCCUGCAGGCUUUCACUAGGGCCCGGCCUCAACAGAGGAGCAGCCAGAUCAGAGGCUAUUAAUACCUCAGCUGGUACAACCCUGGCCAAGGAAUGUCAGUCAGUGCUGGGGAGAGCGGGGUGGGCUGGCCUGUGUGCCUCUCGGUCCUGUGUUCCCAAGUGCCUAUGUACCCUCUUCGAGUGUUACCAGAAUCUGAUACCUCUGUAAUUAGUGGAAUAUUGGGCCCCAGUCCAAUCAAAAUGUCCCAGGUUGCCUCUGGGAUCCCCCAAAGACAUUGGUAAAAUAUCAGAUUCUGGCUUGAAACAGCUGUACCCCACUUUCUACUAGAGUGGAAAAACUUAAUGUGCCUCGAAGCAAGGACUUUUCACCUAACUUUUGUCUCUCAC
This is a messenger RNA of Rattus norvegicus (Norway rat), 3636 nucleotides long. The record is from RefSeq and is a predicted model, not a curated record. Lineage: Eukaryota; Metazoa; Chordata; Mammalia; Rodentia; Muridae.